Rhinolophus ferrumequinum (greater horseshoe bat) is the source of this 3805-nucleotide messenger RNA. RefSeq names its product 3-hydroxyacyl-CoA dehydratase 2 (gene HACD2). The record is from RefSeq and is a predicted model, not a curated record. Gene Ontology annotation, biological process: fatty acid elongation; sphingolipid biosynthetic process; very long-chain fatty acid biosynthetic process. Gene Ontology annotation, molecular function: 3-hydroxyacyl-CoA dehydratase activity. Gene Ontology annotation, cellular component: endoplasmic reticulum membrane. Lineage: Eukaryota; Metazoa; Chordata; Mammalia; Chiroptera; Rhinolophidae.
GCGGUGGUGCUCGCGCAAAUAGAGCGGGCUCCCGGCACUUGACAUGGCGGUAGCGGCGGCAACUGCAGCGAGCAGGGGGAAUGGGGGUGGCGGGGGCCGGGCCGGGGCCGGCGAAGCCAGCGGCGCGCGGAAGAAGAAGGGCCCUGGUCCUCUGGCCACGGCGUACCUGGUCAUCUACAAUGUGGUGAUGACGGCGGGGUGGCUUGUUAUAGCAGUUGGUCUGGUCAGAGCAUACCUGGCUAAGGGUAGCUAUCAUAGCCUUUAUUAUUCCAUUGAAAAGCCUUUGAAAUUCUUCCAAACUGGAGCCUUAUUGGAGAUUUUACAUUGUGCAAUAGGAAUUGUUCCAUCUUCUGUUGUCCUGACUUCUUUCCAGGUGAUGUCAAGAGUUUUUCUAAUAUGGGCAGUAACACAUAGUGUCAAAGAGGUGCAGAGUGAAGACAGUGUCCUCCUGUUUGUCAUUGCCUGGACAAUCACAGAAAUUAUCCGUUACUCCUUUUAUACAUUCAGUCUGUUAAACCAUCUGCCUUACCUCAUCAAAUGGGCCAGGUACACACUUUUCAUUGUUCUAUACCCAAUGGGAGUGUCAGGAGAACUGCUCACAAUCUAUGCUGCUUUGCCCUUUGUCAGACAGGCUGGCCUGUACUCCAUCAGUUUGCCUAACAAAUACAAUUUCUCCUUUGACUAUUAUGCAUUCCUAAUUUUAAUAAUGAUCUCCUACAUUCCACGUAAUUUUCCCCAGUUAUACUUCCACAUGAUACACCAGAGAAGAAAGGUCCUUUCUCAUACUGAAGAACACAAGAAAUUUGAAUAAUUCCUAUUUUCUGCACCCCUCCAAAAAACAAACCUUUCAAUAACAAAAAAAUGCUGCAGACUUUUUGAGUUCCCAAUACGUUUCAUAGAAAAUAAGUAAGGACUAUUUUUAAAAUACUAAAAAAAAUACAACAAAAAACAAAAUCCAGUGUCACACGGGCCUGGGAUUUUAUAAAACAAAACAAAAAGCUGUUACUAAAAACAUCCUGGCCAGUCCAUUCAGCAUGCUUUUUCAAAACCAGAAGUUCCCAAUAUUUAUGAUGGCGUUAGAAAGGGAUUUUGGCGUUUUAUAUCCUCCUGUUUUCCUUCCUGUAUCUGAUAAAUAAAGAUCUGUAACACUGCAUACUUGAGAGUUACAGUCUGAGUAAUGAAGUUGUACCAACAGAAUGCCAGCUUGCAGUAGAGUUCUGUUUCAGUCUGCAGUGUGUUUAGCUUUCUCUCUUUUUCAAAGUGCUUGACUGCAUGCUGGAAACUUUGUAUUUUUGAAACAGCAAACUUUGUUCUCUGGAAUGCUCUGAAGUUAUGGCUGGGCCCUCAUAUCUAGUGAAUGAAAUAUACAUGUGUAAUGCCUAUGAAGCUUUGGGUAAUGCCCAUAAUCAGAAACAACUAGAACCCUUUUGUUUGUUUUCAAUUGAGUCAUUACUGCCUGCCACUAAGAAACGAGCUUGGAUUUAAUACGUAUGUGCACAUUGUAGAGAAACCUACCUUAUCUGGGGCUCAGCCUCACUCAUAUUUUAGCAAAAUGUCAGUUUUGAAAGGGAAAGCUCCAUCGCUAGUAAUGACAAGUACCUUUCACAGUUCUAGUCUCAGAAUCCCUCUGAGUAUGUAUUUGCCAAUAGCUAUUCUCUUUUAUGGACCUGAAACCAGUCUAGUCGCAUAGGAGCAGAGAAUCUAUACUUAACUGAAAACACAUGAAGGUGUUACUUGAGAACGUAGUCCGGAAGAACAUUCAGGCUUAGCUUUCUACACCCUUUUAUUUUAUGUUUAAAUUUUCAUUCACUUCUAUGUGGAUCCUUUUCCUAAUUAUGGUCCUAUGUGAUUCCCACCAAGUGGUAAGUGCAGAGGCAGUGGAGUGUUCCAGUAAGGCAGUCAUGAGCCAAAAGCAGUAUGAGCCCGCACGUUGGAGCAGCCAGACAUACUCGGGUCACGUGGACAUUGUCCUCUUAACACCAUGUCUUUGUGCCAUGGUAAUUGCUCAGCGUGCAUUUAAGACUCUUCAAAAAGGGUUGGAUGAAAAUAUAAAGCCCUAGUUUAGACAUGCAUUAGAUUUUUACAGGAUGUUCUUUAUGGAACCGUUUUUUUUUUUUCCUUUUUUUUUUUUAAUUGGUUGAUCUUUAAAACUUUGAAUAUCUAGCUUACUAGCUUACUGAGUAGAUAUUUCAAAUAUAAUUGCUAACAUCAGAAAGUGUCAUAAUAGAAAACUAAUUUUUUAAAUGCUUAUUUUCAUAGAGGCUUGAAAAUAAGAUGAAAAUGAGAAGAAAAUAUGCAGCUUAAAAUUUAAUGCAGGCAGAUGUGUAAUGAGCUAUUUUUGAAUUGAACAUUAAAAUUCUGCUUCUUAAAGUCAGCAAGCACUCUUAACUGUGGCAUAUUGAGAUUAUAAUCUGUUCUUGUACUUGAUAAACAAAAUAUGUGGGAAAGAUUUGUCAUGCUUUUUUUCUUUUUCUUUUUCCAAAAUGUAUUUCUACUGUAAAAUAGAAUCAAUUUGGGUUAUGUUAGCCUUAUUACUUAAUGUGGAUAAGAUUUUUUCAGUCUUUAGUUAUAGAAGAUGGGAUGAAAAAUGCAGGUUUUCAGGAUUGCUGGAUUCAUUUUAUUCGGGCUUCUCUUAUAAUGUCACAAUUUAUGAAAAACAGUCUGUUGCAAACAGUGGUAUUGCAUCAAAUUGGACUUUGGCAAUAAGAACACAGCAAACAACUCCCUUCUCAAAAAGGGUCUCAAACCCCAGUGUUUAUUUUUGUACAUCAAACAUUUUAAUGCUUAUGGCAGAUAAGUAAGGCAUGCCACUGUGUCCUCAAGUCACCUUUCUCAGUAACUGAUUUCUUUAUUUCUAACAUGAAUUAAUUUUUCCUUUGAAGUGGUGGCAUUCUUUUAUGAAUUGAGACCAUCUAACCCCACCAAAUGUCCUGUCUUCUUACAAAGAAGUGUGAAUGAGGAAGGUGGUGUUUGGUGGGUAUUUUGUCAGACUUACCAUGCUCAUUUCAGGGCAUAGUAAAAGGAACCAUCUGCCCAGCUGUCCCCCUGAUGGGGUGUUUCAGAUCCCCACCUUGGGGACCACCGUCUGGUCCUAUGUGUAAGGCAUCUGUGCAGCCUUACACAUAGACUAGCUCAUUGUCACAGACUUCUGUGAGGUACGCAGUGCCUUGUAGACACAAGCUGCUAAUCCGCAUCUUGCUGUGUUCUGUUUGCUAAUCUGGGAUCAUUCCUUUAACACAUACUGCCUGUUAUCAAAGGCACCAGAGAGUUCCUCAUGGAAUCCAGCACCUCCCAGACUAGAACGUUCCUCUGGACCAAACUUCCAACAGGAGAGGUAGCAUUAAAGAGGCAUCUGAAGAGAUCGUGCCCUCGUUUCCACUUGUGCUUUGGGUUAUUUAUUGGUAAUAAAAGGUUGGCAUUGAUGUGGUACAACCUACAAAUUAUUUUCAAUUCUGAGCUUCAGAUAAAACAAAAUAUCAAAAUCAGUACAUACUGCUCCUUUGAAAUUUGGGUAAAAAAAUUACACAACCGUAUAUAUAUUAUAGUCAUUUUUGUAUUUUUUCUAUGUUGUGAAAACCAAAAUUGUAAUUUUAUAGGUCUUUGAUUCACUAAAAUUCUAUAAUUUAAAUGUAUUUUUUGUAUAUUUAGAAAUAAGGAGUUCAAAGACUAUGCUUAACUUUUUAUGCAUGCAUUUGGAAGCUGUUUUUACCUGAUAAUGUAGUAAGAAGUUGUAUUCAUAAAAUACUGAUCUGUGUUGCAUUUCAAAAUAAACUGGUGUGUGCUCUGCCUGGAUUUGAAAUACUGA